AAACAAAAGCUAAAAGAGUUUUGAAUCUCACCAAAUUUUCUUUCAUUUUCUUUUCUAUUGCUAGGCAAACAAACAGAAGCAUUCAGUUUUUUGCUUUUCGGUGCGAUGGCUCGUACAAAGCAAACAGCUAGAAAAUCAACAGGAGGAAAGGCUCCAAGGAAACAACUCGCUACAAAGGCAGCAAGGAAAUCAGCACCAGCAACCGGAGGAGUGAAGAAGCCACACAGGUUCAGGCCAGGAACUGUAGCAUUAAGGGAAAUUAGAAAGUAUCAAAAGAGCACAGAGCUUUUAAUUAGGAAGCUUCCUUUUCAAAGGUUGGUUAGAGAAAUUGCUCAAGAUUUCAAGACUGAUUUGAGAUUCCAAAGCAGUGCUGUUGCUGCUUUACAAGAGGCUGCUGAAGCCUAUUUGGUUGGGUUGUUUGAGGAUACAAAUCUCUGUGCCAUUCAUGCUAAGAGAGUCACUAUUAUGCCUAAGGAUAUUCAAUUGGCUCGUAGGAUUAGAGGCGAGAGGGCUUAGAUUAUAUUUCUGAUUUUUGUUUUCUCAUCUAUCUGUUAUUUAGCUUUAGUUUUUGCAUUUUGGGUUCUUCUUUAGACGUAAAAUCAUGUAAAAAUGUAUUUCGUACUGUUGAAUCAGAUAUUAUUGCAGUUUA
Molecule: messenger RNA, 649 nt
Organism: Ricinus communis (castor bean)
Lineage: Eukaryota; Viridiplantae; Streptophyta; Magnoliopsida; Malpighiales; Euphorbiaceae
Product: histone H3.2
Exons: 1
Coding region: 106-516 (136 amino acids)
Cellular component (GO): nucleosome
Molecular function (GO): structural constituent of chromatin; protein heterodimerization activity; DNA binding
Source: RefSeq, a predicted model, not a curated record